Molecule: messenger RNA, 2552 nt
Organism: Dalotia coriaria
Lineage: Eukaryota; Metazoa; Arthropoda; Insecta; Coleoptera; Staphylinidae
Product: E3 ubiquitin-protein ligase RNF216-like
Exons: 5
Coding region: 453-2378 (641 amino acids)
Biological process (GO): protein linear polyubiquitination; proteasome-mediated ubiquitin-dependent protein catabolic process
Cellular component (GO): LUBAC complex
Molecular function (GO): ubiquitin binding; zinc ion binding; ubiquitin-protein transferase activity
Source: RefSeq, a predicted model, not a curated record
AUACUACCAAAAUAAACUUGGGUGUGAACAAAACUCCGAAAAUACUCAAGUUUGAUCUAUCUACAAAUACAAAUAUGUGAUAAACAUAUUUUAUAUUAAGAUUGAGAUUAAUAUAAUAUGUAAUCUGGAACGUAAUUGGCAAUUUUAAAUGACACCCAUUUACAAUUAAAUGUAGAAAACCAUUCAAACACGAUUUGUGAAAAAGUGGGGAUUCCCAGAACAAUCCAUCUGAAUACUUUUCAUUGGUGUACGAGAUAAGAAGAUUGCAUAGUCCGCAAUUUAUCAGCUUACAACGAAAUAAUUGUCAGUAUAUUUUAAUUAUGUUGCGUAAACAUUCGAAAUGUUCUGGACGUUCUUCCGGCUGCCUCAAGAUCAAUAUCAUCAGUUAGCAAGACAGUUUUAAGGUUACAAGAUUUAAAAUUGUUCUGCGUGUGUUUUCCCCUUUCUUCAACAUGAACUAUUUGGAUACUCUGAAAGAUUUAUUCCCGAAUCAUCUGGAAGACACACUUCUGCGAGUUUUAAAUGAAGUAGAAGAAGAGUUGCCAUUUUCUGAUGAUGGAGAGAAAAUAGAACGAAUGUGCACUUUACUGAUUGAGAACUAUGCAAAUGAAUCUAUUACACCUCAAAUGGACUGUAAUUAUAAGGACUCUGAUAGUGAUAAUGAUAAUAAGGUGCAAAUUCUGCAAGAACAAUUGAAGGCAAGAUUUCCGGAUGCUUGCCCUGAUUUUAUAAAUGACAUUUUGACCAGAGAAUCAGUAAGAUUGGAUUAUGCUUCUAUAGUACAACAUUUUCAAAUGAAUGGCUACAGAAAGAAAAAUGAAAUGGUAACAUCUAUUGCUGUGAAGAAUCCUGAAUUGGUCAUGCAAAUGAAACAAUUAUUUCCAGAUGCAUGUGAAAUUUUCAUUAAUAAAUGUGUCAAUCAAGGUUUAGAUCUUGAUGCUUUACUUGACAAGUUUGCAAGUGAAUCUUAUGUGAAAUCUAGUGGAAAUUGUAGUGCUGUUGAUGAAAUGCUCAGUAACUUCCAUCAAAGGCUGUGUGAUAUGUUACCAAAAUUUGAUCCUGAUUAUUUGCUGGAGGAAGCCAAGAAGUUGCCACAAUUAUCUGAGCAAGCUUUCAGUAACUGUGUGAGUUUUCUACUGGAUAUGAAAGAAUAUCCUACAAUUGCAGAUUACAAAAAGCGUCAGACUGAAAAGGAAAAAAUGCUCAAGUAUCUCUUUGAUUUAAAAAUUGAUAUGUUUCUAAAAGAGUUUUCAUACAAUCUCAAGUCGUUUGAAAACAGCAAGAGAAAACAUUCUCUAUUGGCACAGAAUGUUAACCAAACAGAGUUUGAAAAUAAUAAGCGUUUUGCUUAUGUUAUGCUUUGUUAUAUAUAUUCUGGUGUUCAAGCACAUCUGAUUGAAGUAAAAUUGAAACAAUUCCAGUAUGAUAUUCUUGCGGUUUGCGAAAGUUUGGGACGGCCACAGAGGAAAGACUUCUUUAGAAAUGAAGUUGAUUUACCUCCAAAUUCAUACAAAAAUAAACUAAUGUUUCAAGAAUUAGCGUAUGUGAUGCAUCGCGAUUUGAUUAAUAAUUAUCUGAAGAUUCGAACGAGUUCUUAUGAGCGAGCUUAUAAAGAAGCUGAAGCCGCCAAUCAACUGCAAACUUGCAGAACAUGUUUUGAGGAAGGUUUGCUUCUGAUGCCAGAAGAGUCUUAUCAAUGUACCAAUGGAUGUAAUUUCUGUAAACAGUGCAUGAUUCGUGGUUGUGAAGUAGCUUAUGGCGAUGGUUUGCUGGAAAUUGACUGCUUUGAUGGUUGCGGUGCAACAUUUAGCGAUUAUAUUUUACAGAUGGUUAUGGACCCUGUUGCAUAUGUAAAACUAAUGCAACGAAAGCAAAUUAAAGCAGUCCGUGAAGCACUCCGUGACGAUUUUGAAACAUGCCCUUUCUGCGAUUACGGAACUGUCAUGAGUAAAGAGGAUAAAAUAUUCAUUUGUAGAAACAGUGAAUGCGGUAAAGAGUCGUGCAGGGAAUGUCAGCACGAGGCGCAUAUUCCAUUAAGAUGCAACGAAAUAGAAUACGAUGAGGAUGUGAAGAUGCGAACAUACAUCGAGAAUCAAAUGGCGGCGGCGUUGAUUAGGGUUUGCAAGAAAUGUAACCGACAGAUCAUCAAAGAAACUGGUUGUAACAAGAUGACUUGUGUUUGUGGUCAGACAAUGUGUUAUGUGUGCGGGGAAUCGGGUAUUACUUACAAUCACUUUGGCAUGAGAUGUCCGCAACAGUCUAAUCAAGAACAACUGCACCGAGAUGAUAUUCUUCGCAGUAUUCAAGCUGCAAAAGCGGCAUUGGGUGUGGAUAGAAAUCCUAAUAAGCUUAAGUUUGAUCCAUCUAAGGGGUUUUAACAUUUUAUCUUAUAUUUUACAAUGUUGCGCAUUAUUAAUCUAUGUCUAAUGAAAACGUAUUAAACAAUUUUAUCAGAUUAGUUUUAUAUACAAAAUACGCUUUUGUAUGUAUUUAAAGUUUUUAUUUGAGCGGCCAAAAUAGUCUCCAAUAUAGUUAUAUUUGAUUCAUCUAAA